CUCUCUUAGUUCUUUCUAACAGAACAGAGCAACCAAGUUACAACCCUGUUUUUGCUGAAUAUUGCCCAUACAACUGGACUGGCUUUAGAAGCAAAUGCUACUACUUUUCGGAAGAAGAAGGGGAUUGGAACUCCAGCUACGAUUUUUGCCUCUCAAACAAUGCAUCUCUUGCUAGGAUUGAAGAGGAUGAAAAGGUGAGGUGUGGAAACAUUGUCUGUCCCAGUACGUUUCUGAGCACAAUUCAAAGUGUUGGUGUUGACCUUUAAAUGGCCCUAAAUGGCCUCGGUCCAGUAUACCUGAAGGAGCAUCUCCACCUCCAUCGUUCUAUCAGACACAGAGGUCCAGCGCCGAGGGCCUUCUGGCGGUUCCCUCGCUGCGAGAAGCCAAGUUACAGGGAACCAGGCAAAGGGCCUUCUCGGUAGUGGCACCCACCCUGUGGAAUGCCCUCCCAUCAGAUGUCAAGGAAAUAAACAACUAUCUGACUUUUAGAAGACAUCUGAAGGCAGCCCUGUUUAGGGAAGCUUUUAAUGUUUAAUAGGUUAUUGUAUUUUCAAAGCCAUGGUUUGUUCGAGAAACCACAAGUUAACCAUGAGUUGUCCUAUGGGUGGUCAAAGAAACCAUGGCUUUGGCUCAACUGCUCUUGCCUCAUGCCUUUGUAGCUUGGUUAGUGGUCAGACAAACCAUGGUUAAACAAGGGUGCUGGGUUAGCACAUAACACUAAGUGAUUGUUAAAACAAACAAGCAUUUGUAAUUAUUAUUAUUAUUAUUAUUAUUGUUAUUAUUAUUUAUACCCCGUCCAUCCGGUCAGGUCUCCCCAGCCACUCCAAGCAGCUCCCAACAGAAUAUUAAUAAUAAGAAGUGCUUUUUUUCUUUAAAAAAUGUUUAGGGGUACUCUCAUUUUCCUACUCAUAUUGAAAUACUGCCCCUCAAUGAGGCCAAACUUAGAUUCACAAAAUGUUUAGAGGUAUGCGUACCCCUGCCUUCCCCCAGAAAAAAGCACUGAUAAUAAUAAUAAAGCAAUAGAACAUCAAACAUUAAAAAUUUCCCUAAACAGGGCUGCCUUCAGAUGUCUUCUAAAAGUCAGAUAGUUGAUUAUUUCCUUGACAUCGGAUGGGAGGGCGUUCCACAGGGUGGGCGCUACCACCGAGAAGGCCCUCUGCCUGGUUCCCUGUAACCUGACAGUAGGCAGUGAGGAAACCGCCAGAAGACCCUCAGAGCUGGACCUCAUUGUCUGGGCUGAACGAUGGGGGUGGAGACACUCCUUCGGGAAUACUGGGCUGAGGCUGUUUGGGGCUUUAAAGGUCAGCACCAAUACUCUGAAGUGUGCUCAGAAACAUACUGGGAGCCAAUGUAGGUCUUUCAGGACCAGUGUUAUAUGGUCUUGGCGGCCACUCCCAGUCACCAGUCUAGCUGCCACAUUCUGGAUUAGUUGUAGCCUGCAACAAACCAUAGCUUCAGAUCAGUAAGUAAACCACAUAAUUCUAACCCAUAGUUUAAUAAACAUUAUUUUAAUAAACCUCGGCUUAUGUGAACCAGGCUAUAUUGUACUUUAAUCAUUAAGUUCAACCAUUAUGUAGUACAAAGGAGCUGAUUUAAAUACAGAAAUAAUUGUAGGGUCAUAGCAGUAAACAUUGAGCAUAUAAAAUAUUUUUUUGUUAAAAAGUAUUUAUUUAAAACAAACAAACACCCCACCCACAGUUGUAUCCUGUGCUGGUAGCUGAACUGAGUUAAGAACUCCAUCCAACACUCGCUGUUAAUGAAACAAAUGCAGGAAAUAGAAUGAGGAUGUUAAAAUGAUGAAAAAAUAAUAAUUAUGUUUAAAAAUGUUAGCGAAUAGUUCUUUUAAAUAUGUUUUUAAAUUUUUGUGUGUUAUAUUUGUUAUAAACUUGGAAAACUAAUUGAAAAAUUGAAAAAAAAAGUUAGAGAAUAAGAACAACUAAUAAGCAGGAUAAGAUAAUGUGUCAAAAAACCAGAAUGGGAAGCUGAGGGAAGUCGUGGGGGGAGGGGGGAAUUGGGGAACAAUAUUUUUGUUAUAUAUUAUAUGAUAUUUGGAUGUCAAAAAAUGGUAAAAUGUUAAUAAAAAUUAUUUAUAUAAAAAAGAACUCCAUCCAACAAGUUGCUCUUUCUUUUUUUAAAAAGAAACUGGUAAACAUUUUGGAUUUGUGUAAUAUUUUCAGUUGCACUGUGAACAUGGCAGUUCAAGGCUCUGAUACCUUCUGGUCUUUUAAAGGCUUAUUGUAAACGUCAUGACAUGAAGAGGAGCUACUGGAUUGGUGUCCAACCAGGGAUGGGAGAGACCCGGAAAUGGCUAAAUGGAGACACAGCGAAGU
This is a messenger RNA of Podarcis lilfordi (Lilford's wall lizard), 2330 nucleotides long. The record is from the annotation of a GenBank genome assembly. NCBI's taxonomy places the organism in Eukaryota, Metazoa, Chordata, Lepidosauria, Squamata, Lacertidae.